Molecule: messenger RNA, 711 nt
Organism: Brassica oleracea var. oleracea
Lineage: Eukaryota; Viridiplantae; Streptophyta; Magnoliopsida; Brassicales; Brassicaceae
Product: 60S ribosomal protein L23
Exons: 3
Coding region: 95-517 (140 amino acids)
Biological process (GO): translation
Cellular component (GO): ribosome; cytosolic large ribosomal subunit
Molecular function (GO): structural constituent of ribosome; large ribosomal subunit rRNA binding
Source: RefSeq, a predicted model, not a curated record
UUUAAACACACACAAGUGAUCGUCUUCUUCCAUUUAAGCUGAGCUCAGUGAAAAACCCUAGGCAGUACGCGUCACUCUGCUCAAGCCGUCAACAAUGUCGAAGCGAGGACGUGGAGGAACGUCUGGUAACAAGUUCAGGAUGUCCCUUGGUCUCCCCGUGGCGGCUACCGUGAACUGCGCCGACAACACCGGUGCCAAGAACCUUUACAUCAUUUCGGUGAAAGGAAUCAAAGGUCGUCUUAACCGAUUACCUUCUGCUUGCGUCGGAGACAUGGUGAUGGCCACCGUCAAGAAGGGAAAGCCUGAUCUCCGUAAGAAGGUUCUGCCAGCUGUCAUCGUUAGGCAGAGGAAGCCGUGGCGCCGAAAGGAUGGUGUCUUCAUGUACUUCGAAGAUAAUGCUGGAGUCAUCGUCAACCCCAAGGGAGAAAUGAAGGGUUCUGCGAUCACUGGUCCUAUUGGUAAAGAGUGCGCUGAUCUCUGGCCGAGGAUUGCUAGUGCUGCCAAUGCCAUUGUCUAAUGAUCAGAGCAAGAAGUCUUUUGCUGGCGUUUGAUUAUCAUUCUGAAUCUUGUUUGAGUUAUAAUUAUAUCAAAAACAAAUUUGAGGAUUUUGGUAGAACGUGUUUUGACAUUAUGGCGUAAUGUUCGACAUUUAAAUAUUUUUGGUUAUUUAGACAUUUGGAAUCUUGUUUACAGUUACAUCUUGAUUUGAGA